Messenger RNA from Linnemannia hyalina, 528 nucleotides. The record is from the annotation of a GenBank genome assembly. NCBI's taxonomy places the organism in Eukaryota, Fungi, Mortierellomycota, Mortierellomycetes, Mortierellales, Mortierellaceae.
AUGUCGUCCUCGACCCACUUUGAGCGUCCCGCUUCUGAGCAUGUUGGCUCUGCAGCCUCAAAGUGUUCUCGGCAACUGACAGAACAGGAGUUUGGGAUAAAGUCGAGCACUACCAGCACCACCAGAAUGACUCGCAAGGUGCACCAAACACUGCCCCUCAUGGUGGAAGGUGCGUGGUCAGGCGAGGUGGCCAUUUUCGAGUCCAAGCCGGUAGUCAGCGAUGCGACCUGCGAGAGACAACAUAACAAGUCCAUUCGUUUGAACACAGCGAUCUUCAAGAAUCUCGAAUCGCAUGGACUGGACAUUUGUCUUUGGUAUCCGAUAAUCACUGAGAUUAGGGCUGCCUCUGCGGAUUUCUACACUAUCAAAAAGUACGAGAACAUGUUGGGUGUAGGACGGAUGACCAUACGAAACUCGGCACCUCCUGCAUUGCGCGAGCGAGGCCACGGCGGUUGUCUCGGCAAAACCACCAUUUCCGUUUCCCGUGAUGCCGCCGCCGCCGCGGAUCCCCAUCAUGCAGUACAAUGA